Brassica rapa (field mustard) is the source of this 10688-nucleotide messenger RNA. Its product is annotated as F-box protein At1g80960. NCBI's taxonomy places the organism in Eukaryota, Viridiplantae, Streptophyta, Magnoliopsida, Brassicales, Brassicaceae. Gene Ontology annotation, biological process: DNA integration. The record is from RefSeq and is a predicted model, not a curated record. Gene Ontology annotation, molecular function: protein binding; nucleic acid binding.
AUUAUUGUAUUUGAAAUAGUUAUAUAAAUAUUUAAGUAUAUGAUUAACAUUAAAAAUAUAUACCACUUAUGUUCUAAAACAAUAAUUUAUGUAUAGAAAAGUGAAAACAAACACCCGUGCGGUUGCACGGGUCAAAAUCUAGUUAUUUUAUUAUGUAUGUUAUUGAUUUUUGUAACAUGUUAUACAUAAUUGUGAUCAUUAGAAAAACAUGUAUUAUAGUUUGUUACCUAACACAUCAUUUGUUAGCUAAUACAUCAUUUCUUACUUUGUGCCUUUUUGGUAUAUUGUUUGUUAGAUGGUAUAUAAUUUGUUAUCUGAUAAACGUUUAGGUUGAUACAUUCUUUCAUACAAAGAAAAAAAAAACAAAUGGUUUGAUAAAUAUUUUGUUAUGUGAUCAAUGAUCUUUUAACUGAUACAUAUUUUGUUAGCCGACGCAAAGAACCGAUAACUGGUUUGUUAGAUGUUACAAGAGACUUGCCCUUAACUAAUAUAUGAUUGUGUAGCAGAUAAAUAGUUUAUUAGCUUAUAUGUUGUUUGAUACUGAUGUAGCGUACAUCAUAAAACCUUUGAGCUUUGGUUUUCUUAUUUCCUUUUCUAAGAUAUCUAUGUUUUCCUUUUUAGCUUACGUUUAGGUUUUCCUUUAUUUGUUAGGACUUAUGUCCCUAUAUAUAUUGUGAUCUCUUGGCUUGUGAGAGACACAACUUUUUGAAUCAUUGAAUUAAUAAACUAGAGCUUUUGUGUUAACAAACUCUUGAAUCCUUACUUCCGGGCAUUCUCUAAGAAUUCAACGGCUUUAAGAAGGCUUAGCUAACGGGUAUUCUCAGAAUUCAACGUUACCUUCGCGUUAUCGGUUACUAAAGGUACUUCCGCUCCUUCAGAUACAUAGUUUUUUAACAAAACCUGUAAUUCAAUCUCUAGUAUUUACUUGUAAAAUAAUUUGUAGAACUUGGACUUGUCGACAUGUCAUAGCAUUGCUUGCUUUGAUAAUACAAUGCAGAGAAAUUCUUUACGCACCGAGAAAAAAACAAAAAUGAAAAAUGUAGAAAGAAGAGAGAGAGAGAGAGGGAGACACCAGUUGAGACAUAACCAAUACCUCAAAAUCACACAAUAUGGAUUAUUGUCAACUAUAAAAUUUUGCUUCUAACUAUAAUUGUAUCGUUUAACAAUAUUGAUUAUUUAAAAGUAUAAAAUAUGCCUCCAACCUUUUCUUUAUUAUUUUAACAUUAAAAGAUAUAUGAUUAUAAUACAACUUACAUACUAAUAUUAUAGUUUAAUAGUAAAUUUAGACGCUAAUAUUAUUUUUAGCAUCUAAUAUUCAAGGUUAACAUUCUAUUUUCAACUACAUAAGACUCAUAUGUUCAUAAGAUAUGUUAAUGAUACUUUUUGUGUUGUCGGCUAUUAAAAAGUUUAUACGCUAACAUUUUAUAUAACAACUAACAUUGUAUACUAACUUUCAGUAUAUCAAUAACCAUACAAAUAUGUUUAUAUAGUAUGUUUUAGUGGCUAUCCAUUACACUGAAACUUGUAUGUGUUCUUUGUAGAUUUUAGACAGAUUGCAAAGAUCUUCAUUCCCAAAAAUAUUUCUUUUCAUAUGCUUGUAGUUACUCUCGUUUGAGACUAACAAACAGAGAGAUUUGUGGGACGCAUGACUUACUUUGAUAUCAUUACUCACUAGUAUACAUGUAAAAUCUAAUUUUAAUGGAAUUGGUCUAUCAAUGACAGAAACGAGAUAAGGAUGACCAUCGAAAGAUUAAUGGCGAUAGCAUAGUUAUUGUUGUAUUUGAGAGAUUUAAAAAAAGACGUUGAAAAGAUAAAACAUUAAAAUUUUGAUGAUAUCAAAUGAAUCUCUCUUUUUUAUUUAUUUAAAUACAUGAAAUAUCAAUUACAAUCUUGCGGUCGAAAAUUAGUUUAAGCAACAUACGGACAAAAACUCUUCUACAGCCACACCUACAACCUUGAAUAGUCACACUGCUACAAAUUCCUGCCAACAACAGCGUCAGAGUACGUUACUGAUUUUGUGUCAGAACAGAAGAAGGGCAAUUUUGGAACAUCAAGUAACAAAGUGCAUAGCUGGAACCAUUUAUGUUUUGUCAUAGGUACUUUGCAGAUUUUUUUUUUAUUUUGUCACAAAAGGUACUUUGCAGAUUUUAUCUUCUAUUUGGGGUAUUGAGCAUAAUCACUCUAAUUUUAAAAUAUAUUUAGUUUCAUUCAUGUUGUGUUGGUUUUAAUUCCUACACUAUUAUGAAAUUAAUUAAAAAAAAUCACUUGUAAAACUAGUAUGUAUAUAGGCACAUGUAUUUUUAAGCAAAAUAUUCGGAGUUGGAACAUUACUUAUUUAGUAAUAUGUAAUUUUUUAAACUUUGGGUACUAUAUAAUUGACUUAUAAUAAUUUUCAAAAUUUUAAAAUGCGAAAAGAAAAAUUUUAAGUAAAUAAUUUUCAAAUUUGUAUGGCGGAAAAGUAUAUAAAUAAAUAAAAAAACUUUCAUAAAAUAAAUUAAUGUCUCUUGGAUAGAUAUUCAUAUAUUAUGAAAAAAGUAUUUUUAUUUUUUCAAAAAGUAUUUGUUUUGUUAAACAAAUGAAUAUAUGUAUGAUAUGAAACUUUUUUGGGAAAAUGCUUGAUUUCAACCUAUUAUCUCAUUCAUUUUCAUUUAUUUAUAAACUAAUAUUAAUUAAUUUAUUAUAGUGGUGAUAUAUAAACAUUUAUUUUGUUGUCUAACUUUGUUCAAUUUGAAAACAAAUGAAAUAUUUUGAAAAAUAGACUUGAAUAAUAUUUUUCCUGAUGUUGUAUAUCCUCUUACGUAAUUCAAAUGACAUAUAUCCAAUUUUAAUAUAUUUUUUCUUGCUUACUUUGUAUUUUUUUUUCCCAACUGAAUUAGAUUAGCAAAAAAGGCCGAAGCCUAAAGUGAGUUACAAAGACCUAAAGGCCCAAACACAAAGCCCAACUUAAACGAACCAACCCGCUUAGGCCCAAGCCCGUUACCCUCGAAACCAAACUCGCCGACUCGCGGUUCGCCCUACCUCGAGAAGCAAACCCGCAAAACGUCGCCACCACCGGGAGCACUUACGUCGGAGAACGGACGCGUCUCACCGGCCACUACAGGAACAUGCCUCACCGUGACAAACCGGAUCCCAUGACCUACACACACUCUUCACCACCGCCGUCUUUUACUCUAGUGUAAUCUUUACCGGCGAGAUCAAUCGCCGGAGCGAGAUCAUCACCACCACCGUUCAAGCACACACCAGAGUAACAACAUCGGCUCACAGAACAUCACCAUCUUGAUACGGACGCUUCUCUCUUCCUCCAACGAGAGCGCACACACGGGUCUCAAACAUCACCAACGCCAUAAACAAACACAAAGGCCCUAAAAAACUAAUCUAAAAAUUAAGCAGAAGAAGAAGAAAAAGCAAGAGUCGACGGGGAAAGGUACAGGACGCCUUCACCCCUCGGUGCAUGAUACCGACGACGCAGAGCUGAGAGAGCCUCUACCUCCCGGAGACUUUGCCGGCGACGCAGAGCUGAAGAAGCCUCCACCCCCGGAAACUUGAACGGCGACGGCGGAACUAACGGAGCCUCCGCCUCCCGGAAUAAACCCUAACUUCAACCCAAAAAACUAACAAGCUGUCACGACGAGCCGCGUCCUACUACCUCACCACGAAUCCAGAGAAAGGGAGGUUACCGCCGUUUGAAACCCUCCGUAGACAGAUCUCUUCCGGCGAUAAAACCCUAGUCCAGAUCCGAAAAUAUAUCGGAUAGGACAGCAGAUCGACGCGCACUGUGGGAAACCUAGCAUGGAUCGACAAGAAGGGAGCCACCGGUGCCGACACGCGCGCAUACGCGCCGCCGGACGUCGGUGCUUUCCUCCCACGCGUUUUCUCUCUUUUCUCUCUCUCUCUUUGGUUUUGUUUUUAAUUUCUUGCUUACUUUGUAACAAGUGUAGUAUUCAAAUAAAGUAAAUAAAUUUUUUAUUGUACUCCAAAACUAAUAUUUAGGAUACUAUAUAAAAUAAUUAAUUUUCAGAAAAAAAAGUUCAAAGUAGCCAGAACUGGUUGGAAAAGAUGGAGAAAUAGCGAAAAUGACGAUUGAAAAAGAAAAUCCAAAUGUGACAGCAAUUAUCAUGUCAAUAGGAAUUGUGAAGAUAAACUUUUGCUGCAACAAGGUCUAUAUUUUUAUUGAUUCCAACCAUAAUGUUGUAAGCGUUCCCAUAAUUGGGUGAUUUUUAUCAUUACUUAUAUCAUAUAUAUGAUCUAAGUAUCAUUAAUAAUAAACACUAUAAUGAAUAUUUUACCAAAAAAAACACUAUAAUGAAUAAGCCAUCAUGGCAUACCUUUUUCAUUACAUGUGAAAUUUCAUUUAAAAUCUUAACAAUUCUAUCUACUUAUUUGGCAAAUUUGGCUCCCAUAGGAUGAGAAGGAAUAUUUAAUUUCUCUUUAUUCCUUAAUUUUUUUACCAGAAGUAUCAUUUAUAGAUAAUAUUAUUCUACAUAAUUUUAUUCCUUUUUCAUAGAUAUUUUAAAACAAAAUACUAAUUAUUAAAUUUGAGAAUGAACAAAAUGAAUAUAUUUUCCUACUCAUUCCAAUCAAUUUAUUCUUUUUCAUUUUUUCAUUUUUUCAUCUCAUUCCUGUUGUAUUUCGUGUGGUUCCUGUUAUAACUUUUUUUUCAUAAAUCACCAAUUAGAACCCUUGUAUCAUUAAAGAUGAUCUGGGGCUGUAAUAUUUUUGUAUUUAUGGGGCAUAGACUUAGAAGAUUAUAUAAGUUAUUACAAGUUUUUAAUGGUGCACUUGCACACACCAAACUCUUGACUACAUCUACCCUUAGAAUUUGAAAGAAGUCUAAACGUUCAUUAUAUCUGUGUAGUAUAUAUGUUUCAUGUAAUCAAAUUUUUCGAAUGUCUUCAAUGAUUGUCAAAAGUUACAGAGAAGGUAACCAUUUUGAUGAUUAUGAUUUUGUUGUAACAAUUUUUUUGAAUGUCUUAGGGUUUGUUACGAUUUCAUUAUGAUCAGCCAUGACUAAUGCUUGUAACAAACAAGUUUUCCUAACGACUAAUGCUUGUAACAAUAACUACUGCUUGUAACAAAACAGUUUUGCUAAUGAAUAUUGCUUGUAACAAUGACCACUGCUUGUAUCAAACGAGACAAAUGAGUAAAUGACUAAUGCUUGUAACUGUUGGACCAAUUUAAUUAUUAGUCCAAUAGCUUGUGUAACAAAUUGGAAGUGUGAAUAGAAUUUUAUAAGUCUAAUAGGUUGGGUAAAAUUUUGAAUUAAUGUGAAUGGUUAUGGAAAUGUAUUUGAUUCAUUUUUACAAGUCCAAAGCUGCGUAAAUUGAGUUUUGAAUAUUUAAAAAAAAAAAUUUUAAAAAACUUAGUGGCCGAGUUAGCUAAACUUGAUCCACUAUAAAUAAACCAUAUUCCACUUCACAAAGAUGAUCAUCUCAUAACUCACACAAUCAUCUUUCACUAGAAAAAGAAACUUUCUCUCACUAAAAGAUACUUUUUAGAUUUUCUCUUUUAAAAGGAAGUGUCUUAGGAGUAUAUCGUAAUAGUUUGUUUGUUUCGGGUAUUGUGAAACGGUCUCAUCACGGUUGUAUCAUGGGAUUCAAAAAUCGCAUAAAAUCGUCACACAGUACGGACGAUUUAUUGAGUUAAUGAAAGAGAUCAAAUCUCGACUUCGCGAAUUUCGUCUAUUUCUUUAUGAUUUUUUUAAAUGUUUUUAGUAUUUAUAUUAUAAUUUAUUUGAUUUUGGUUUCGUAAUUUUUAAUCAGAAGUUCCGUGGUCCUAACAUGACUGAUCAUGUUCUUUGCGUGUGCAGGUAAUGGAUAAGUUAUCCACCAUCGCCCUAUUAAACACAGUAACCACUAUAUAUAUCCAACGUGAAUAAUUUUCCGUUUGUACGAGAGGCUCCGUCAAGUGAAACUCCAAGUGAGGUACGAUAACGGAAGCAGAUCUUUGCAUCUAUCUAGCUUCCUCUACGGUCACUACGUACUUCAAUGGACGACUGCAAGUGUGAGAUUGAAAACUGGGACUUGGGUGCUGGGUCUUACGUGUCAUUUACUUACUAAGAGUUCACUAGAAGAAGAUGCUGACACAAUGCUAGAACUGGUAUGUCUAGGUCUAAAAUUUGAAAUUCAACUCCUAGAGCUCUCAAGUUGCUUAAAAGUUUCUAAAAAUCCUAUUUUUUCUUAAAAAAAAAGCUAUUAGAAAAUAAUUUUACUUUUAAUAAAAAAAUUAAAAAUCUAUUUGAAAAUAAUUUAUUAAAUAAUAUUUCCUUUUCUUAAGUCCUAAUUUUCCUUCUUUUAAAAUUUUUAAUUUUCCUUCUUUUAAAAAUUCUAAUUUUCUUUUUUUUAAAUCUUAAUUUUCCAUUUAAAAAAAAUAAAUUCUCUUUUAAAAAACCUUAAACAAAAGAUAAUUAUAAAAUAAUAAUUCAUCUAAACAAAUCUUAAACAUGAUAUUAAAAUAGCAAAACUAAUAAGAUUGUUUUACUAUAAUUAACAUUAAAAUCUUAUUGAAAACAAACCCCCUAAGUAAAAGGAAAAGGGGAAAAGUUGUGGAAAGAAACAAGUAUAAAUAAACAAAUAUGAACAGAACCAGCAACCGAAUCAGAACUCGGAGUGGAAUUUCAGAAUCUCACAGCAAUAUGGAGAGAUCAUCAUCUGAUCAGGUUAAUGAUGUUGAUUGGAUCAGCAAUCUCCCGGACGAUGUAUUGCUUGUGAUAUUAUCGAGACUUUCCACAGAAGAAGCGGUAAGGACGAGUGUUAUGUCCAAACGAUGGGAACACGUGUGGAAGCACAUACCUCACCUAAUCUUGGACAUGACAAGGAUUGUCAAUUCCAAAGAGCCGAUUUAUGGUUCGAAUCGAGUUGCUACACUGAUGACUAAGAUUAUAGAUAAUCACCGUGGACAUCUAGAGAGCUGUGCAAUCGACCAUUACUCAUUCCAAAGUGUAAAUGGAAUGCUCAAUACUUGGAUUCAAGCACUAACUUGCGUGAAACACACCAGAGUUCUCACACUUACACACCAUUGUCCACACCCUUGUGUUCCUAUGGAUCUAGAGGACUUCAACAGAUUUCGUGACAUUUCACCUAACGUCAUGUCCCAUCCAAGCCUUAGGUCACUCUCACUAGGUUUCUACAAUCUUGAAAACUCACUUCCCUUCAGCAAUUGCUCCAAUCUCCAGACCCUCAAACUCUCAUGUAUUGUGGCCGAGGUUGGAGUCUUUAACAGAGUACUCGCAUUUUGCUCUUCUCUCGAGGUGCUUGUACUAGACAUCAAGUUCUCAAAGAAAAAUGGUGAUCCUUUGAAGAUUGAGAACAAGAAAUUAAAGCUCCUACUAGUUGCUUGUUGCAGAAAUGCUGAUGGCAUUAGAGUGUCAGCAGCUAGUCUAGAAAUCCUCGCCAUCACAUAUAGAUAUUUUAGGAGAGAUGAAUUUUUCCUCACGGCCCCCCAACUCCAAUUCAAUAGAAACUUUUGGGUUGCAGGGGAAUACAUGCCCCACAUCAGCUACAAUAUAUCAAAGGAGAAAAAAAGCAUUGGGCAUGAAGAAUUUGUCAACUUAUCAGGUGAUUUUUUGAUACCGACUGCAUCCUUGUCGGUGCGUGUGGAUCUAAUGAAUCCGACAGAAGUUGAGAGGUUAAGACAAGUCUUACGUUUAUGGACUCGUAAAAUGAUAGAGCUCGAGAUCAUAUUCAAGGAUAACAAUGCUCCUAGGGAAGAAAGUGAUUCUUGGAAGAAUAAUAAUAAUUUCCCCAAUGCUGAAUUCCGCGUAAAUACGGUGUGGAUGCAUAACUUCAGCGGUUCAGAGGAAGAGUUUGCCUUAGCAUCACUCUUGAUUAGGCAACACAUGGUAGUAUCUAAGAUGAUGAUCAAGUUAACGUUAUUUCCUGCAAGCAAAAAAUCAAAGAUAGAAGCCGCAGUGGCCAAGCUUCAGGCACUUCAAACAGAAGAUCAACCGGACAUUACCAUCAAAUGUUUCUAGUCGAUUUUGAAUUCAACUUAUUAUGUUGAAAGACACACUAUUCCAACUUUCCAUUCUCAAUGCUUUUCAUUCGUCUGGAUUGUUUUUGUUCCUUGUUCAUAGAGUCAUUUUCUUUCUCUAGGUACAUUAUGAUGAGUCUAAUGAUUUUAUCAAGACUUUUAGUCACAUGUUACUGAUGUUAAAAGGGCUUAUCUGGCUAAUGUUAAAUACUUUUUUUACUCAGUCGAGUAAAGAAGCCUUUGUUAAGAUGGCAAACAAAUGAAAGUUUUAGUUGGAAAAUUUGUUUUGCUUUCAAAGAUGAUAAGGAAUAUUUUCAAAUUGUCUCCUUCAACAAGUUUAGUACCAUAUUCUCUCUAUACAGUAUAAAAUUACUGGAGGGUCCCAUUUUCUUAACACUCAAACCAUUUGGCCCCUCCAUUCCUGUGUAUUAUUAUGUUUGUAUUUUUUUUCCUGUCUAGUCUGAUCUAAUAACUACAACAUUCUUUCGGAUGCAUGUGUGUUUGCUUGCAUUAAUAUGUUCAUACAUAUGUUAGAAGCGAACAUCUCUACUUCUAUUGCUUUGCUUUUUUUCUCUUUGCUCUACACUUUCGACCCUCAACUAUUUCAAUGAUUUUUAGUCUUCUUGAGUUUUCAAAAAGUUUUAUGCGUGCAUAUAUAUUACCAUCAACACUUUGCAUCUUCAACAGAAUAAGGCCAUAGAAAAAGAUAAAUAGAGAUUGUGAUUGACAAAUGUGUAGGCUACUACUACUGUAUCUGCAACUAAGAAUAUAUCCAGUUUUGAGUCCCACAUUAGCUAAAUGAGUGCUUUGAUAUGGUCUAAGAAUAUAUUAUUCAUAAGGGAAAAGGUCGAGAAACAAAUAUUAUGUUCCUUGGAAUGAUAUCUUUGCAUUUAUUUUAUACCCAACCAAACUUUAUAGGCGAUAUCUCAUGGUUGUGAUUACUCAAUACACUUUAUUCGGUGUUUGGGGAAGGAAGAACCUAUCAUAACCUUCAGUUAAAAACAUUUGAGCAUAUUACCAGAAUAGUUGAUCCCCAUGUGGGUGAGAAUAUGCUUUUCAUGUUGUGAGUUGCAAGUCUCUAAAAGUCUACUUGAAUGAAUCUCAUCAAACUCACUCCUCUCAUAUUAUGAUUUCUUUUUCUUUUUACCUAAGAUUAUGUUUAAUUAUAGUGCUUUCUGUAAAAGGUUAUAAGUGAAUUACUUCCUAAUCCAAUCAAGACUUUCAGAAGUUGUAAAGGAUUCUUGAUUUUUUUUUUUUUGUAACAGAAAACGAUUCUUGAUAUAUUUCACUUUUAUUCCCUGCAUGUCAUACUUUUUGAGUUCACAGCUAAAUGUUGCUCAUGAUAAAUUUUAAAUUUUGUAGACAGUUCUUGAUAAUAGUUUUUUUUUUUGGAACUAUUUUUUGCAUUAAAAUUAAAAAGAAAAUAGCAAUAAAGGAUCCUUAAUAUCUAACAAGUCGAGUCUUAUGUCGGUCCUAUAGAACACCAACACAUAGAAAAAGGGCUGAAGGAACCAGUUUUACCUUACAACAAAAAAAGAAACAAAAAUGAUGAUGCUGAUUGUGAAUCCGUAUUUGUAAGAAGACAUAUAUAGUUUACAUGGGUGCUGUUUCGACUCUAGUGAUACCGUUGACUCAUCAUACAAGUGUCCUCCGAGAGGUCAAUGGACAAAUGUAUGUUUAACUUAAAUAUGCUGAUUAGGUUAUUGAAUUAGUUUAGUUAUAUGUUUAGUUUUUUAAACACUUAGUUUUAGUAACCAUUUUAGCCUCUAAAGCACACUAUGAAAUCCAAACGAAAAGCACUUAUAUCAAUUGCUCAUUAGUUUACAUUUCUAUAGUAAAAAAAUAUUUUCUUUGUAUUUGAAUGAUUGAUGCUUUGAAUUUUGUUUUUGUAUUUAAGAAAUUGAAAGGUUUAAAGUAUAAUAACAUUAAGAUGUAAAAAUAUGAAUGGUGAGUCUUUAUUGGUAAAAUAAAAAAUAAUAAUAAGGGAAAUUACCUAUAAUAACAUACAUUUUGUAUGUAAUGACUAAAAUAACAUAAAAAAACAAAGAAAGAAAGAAAAAGUGGGUUAAAGUUCAAAAUACCCAAUCCAUUAAAUUAAUUAAGCCAGUUUAAAAAAUAAACACUCCUAAACCACGAGUAAAAAUACAGUUAUGUUGACAAAAAUAAAAGGUAAAAGCUUAAAAAAAAAAAAAAAAGUAAAACCCAACGACAACUCUCUUUCGCGUGACCCCAAGAACCCUAAAUCCCCAAAUUGUGAAAUCUUCAAACUCUUGAUUCUCUUUCUUUUUAACAUGAUUGCUCAUCAAUUUGGUCAUGUACCCGCUCUACUCUACCAUUAAAACAUUCGAUUCACAUAGGAUAAGUGAAUCCGAAACCCAGUCGACGAACCCUAAAUCCCCUUUCUGAAAUUCACAGUUCCGUCGAUCUCAAGCCUUUCAUCACUUAUUCUCGAUGAUUUCCACACUAUUAUAAGCUCAUAUCCGCUUCAAUCAUCCAUUCAUGCAAUCUAAGAAGCAAUCUUCUGGAAAUAUACAAUCUAUCUUUGGACCACAAAGGAAUCGCUGGACAGUAUCAUCAUAGUUUUUUUUUGGGAAAGAGCUGCAAGUUCCAUUGAAUACUGAUGAUGUCUCUGGUAUGGUGUGUCUUGUAAAAAUGACUGCGUAGAGAAAUAUAGGAGGUUUUUUCAGAUACUGGUGAGAUGGUUCCUGCAAGGCUGAGGA